AUGCCGGCGCUUUUCGUGCUUGGCGCGGUCAGCGUCAGCCGGAGCUUUCCUGGGCCGGCGAGGCCCAACGCCGCGCGGCUGCGUGGCCCCAGACGAGGAGCAGCAGCUUCCGAAGAUUUUUCGCAGUUUCUAGACAGCUUUGCGGAGAGCAGUGAAGAGGUGCCUUGCCUGGGCCGUCGAGUUCGGCUCGUGGCAGCCAACGGACGGCGAGUCGGGCUUCACUGGGCUGAAAACAUAGAGCCCCCUGAGGCCUACGAGAUGACAGAGCAGUGGGAGGCUUCUUUCGAUCGGUUGGUUCAUGUGUGGCCUCACUUCUGGAUGGGCAAAAAUCGCCUCGUCCGGUCGAUGAUGAACGCCAUUUUUGGAUUUUACGACCGCCGGGUUUAUGCGCGCAACACGAGCGCUGCUCGGCUGGCCGGCGCGGAACGCGAGGAGGGGCGCAGGUUCAUCGCAGCCCACCACUUGCUGAGCUCUUCCGCUCGCCUGCCGGGCGGUCGCCGGUCGUCGCUCCACGGCCUACGGGCCGAUAACGAGUUUCAGCUCCUGGCCGUGGCUCUCUUCGGCCGCAUCCGACGCCACCGCUGCGAGGUGCUUCGUUUCUGCACCGGAGCAGGCUUCCAAGUCCUCGGUGGACUUUCCAAAUUGACGACCGCCUUCUUGCGUGCACACGAGGAGGUGGAUACCUUGGUCACCGACGUUCCCCGUGACAUGUCCGUCGCAAGUGGCUACUUGAGUUGUGGCUGGCGCCUCCAGGAGAAGCUGCCACCGGAGAACUUCCCCCCGCUUUGGGCGCGCGGCAGCGAAGCAUACCCGGAGCGAGAAGCCGUGCUCCGGCUUCUUGGCCCUCAAGCUGAUGACCUUCUGCGGCAGGCCGGACGCGACCCUGGUGCACGAAGCUUCACCCAUCCACUGGCUUGGGGCAACCGUCGUUCUUGCGACCUUGCACGUCGAGCUGCGCUGCGCACUUCUGCUGUCAGCCGGAUAGUUGCCAUGACAUGUUCAAUUUGA
Molecule: messenger RNA, 1008 nt
Organism: Symbiodinium sp. CCMP2592
Lineage: Eukaryota; Dinophyceae; Suessiales; Symbiodiniaceae
Source: the annotation of a GenBank genome assembly